AUGGCUUACCCUAAAGAUGAUGAAAGUCGACCACACGUUUGUAAGCAAUGUUCGAAAGCAUUUAAAAGAAUGGAACAUUUAACAAGACAUUCAAGAACUCACACAGGAGAAAAACCACAUAUUUGUAGUUUUGCUGGCUGUAAAAAAAGAUUUAGUAGGAGUGAUGAACUAACAAGGCAUUAUAAAAUACAUACAAACACACAACCAAAGGGUAAAAGGGGUAGGAAAAAAAAGCAAAUAAACCAGACCACAACAGAAAAUUUAGAAGAAAAACAAAGCGUUGAUGCUGAUGGUGGCAAAGACGCAAAGAAAAAUACAAAUACGGUAGCACAGGGGAGGAAUGAAAUAAUCUCAGAAAAUACACAUAAUAUUGGUACCAAUCCUACCAAUUUUACUGCAAGAAAGGCCUUAUUUCAACUGAGUGAAGGAGAGGAAAAUGAUGAUGCUGAUACAAGACAAGUGAAAAGCGAUGGCUAUCAACCAUUAUUAUCACAACAACAGGGUGUUGACAAUGUAAUUCUUCCUCCUGUUCACCACAGUAAUAAUAAUAAUAAUAAUAGUAAUAAUAAUAAUAAUAAUAAUAAUAAUAAUAAUAAUAAUAAUACAAAUAGUAAUAAUAUGGGUAGUAAUUUUAAUAAUAGUAGAUCAUCCAGUUUUUUAAAGCUAACUGCAUUGUCCACUUUACAAAGAAUGACGCCAUUAAUAAUAAACAACAAUACCAAUGAGCAUGAACAUGUCAUGUGUGAUAGUAAUAACAAUAGCAACAUUGAUCUUCAAUAUAAAUAUCUAGAUAGUACUACUAAUACCAAUAAUAAUAAUAACAUCUAUAGGGUCCAAAAAAAGUCUAAUCCAGGAACACCAGGAAGAAGAAAUAGUAAUACAUUUAUUAAUACCAUAGAGCAGCAACAAAGGGAAGAAGAACAACAGUAUUUGAAAAGUAAAUCAUUAACCAGUCUACAGAACUUGGAAUAUGUGGAACAACAAAGGCAGCAGACACAAAAAAACCUGUUUAUAUCAUCUUCAAUUUCGUCAACUCCACAUAUUAAUAGUAUCAUAGCUAACAAUAACCAUAAUAACACUUACAAUCAUGACUUUGGUAUUAUGUUGAAUGAAAAAUUAACAUUACUAAAGGAACAAAGAGAUCAUAACGUAAGAAACAGUUUUAUUACUAGCAGUGUAAGCAAUAGUUACAACAGUACGGCGUUGAACUCAGGUUUACAAAGUCCUGUAUUGAAUUAUAAUAGUAAAAGUAAUUUAUUACCUCCUAUCAGAACAUUGGAUAUAGAAUUUCCAAUGGAUAAUGAUGGUGGUAAUUCUAAUAACAUUGGUACAACUAAUCAAUUACAAUAA
Molecule: messenger RNA, 1350 nt
Organism: Saccharomycodes ludwigii
Lineage: Eukaryota; Fungi; Ascomycota; Saccharomycetes; Saccharomycodales; Saccharomycodaceae
Gene: MIG1
Product: transcription factor MIG1
Exons: 1
Coding region: 1-1350 (449 amino acids)
Cellular component (GO): cytoplasm; nucleus
Molecular function (GO): RNA polymerase II cis-regulatory region sequence-specific DNA binding
Source: RefSeq, a predicted model, not a curated record